AUGUCGUCCACUUCCACUCCUACUGAGUCAUCCUGCACCACGGUGUCUGAACCCUGUGCUGAACCGUCUGCCAAGAAAGCAAAACUCACCACAUCUGAUUUUGAGAUGCCAAGCAUCGUUGUCUUCGUGGUUGGGAAUCAAAAGAAAGUGCUCCAGAUGCCCCGACGCAUCGCACGUGAAAGCUCAGACUUGAUAGACGCCGAAUGCAAAGACCUUUCUGACACGGCUGUGUAUAUUAAAUUAUACCCCAAUAUCCCUGUUGAGAUAUUCACGCUGUUUCUCGUGUGGUUAUCGACGGGCGACCUCAAUAAUGCCGAGGAGUUUGCAUCGCACCCGGCGAACCCAAGCGCCGUUGACCUAGAAGAUACUUCAAAGAAACUCAACCAGCUGGCCCAGUGCUAUCACCUCGCUGAGAUAUUGAUCGCGAGGCCAUUUCAAAACUACAUCACUGAUCAGAUCUGCAAGUACUUGGAAUCCCUCGUGGACAAAGACGACCUACUAGAGAAAACCAUCGCUCGCAAUGUACCCCUUGUUUACGUCGACGGCCAAAAGGAGUCAAAGCUAAAAUGCCUUCUCGAAGACGCGAUUGUUGCCAGCACCACCAACCUCACGCGAUGCAUGCCUAUCGACAACCCAGAGUUAGAGCCCAUGGUCUUGGCAUUCUGGAAUGGAGUGGCUAUUUCAGCGAUUCGAAGGAAUAAAGAAUUGGAGGAUGGGCGGAUGCGGUUUCCGUUGAAUUGGGGGGAAGAGCGUAGGUGCAAGUAUCAUGAACACAAGAAUGACGAUGAGAUUAUGGACUGCAGAGAGAGGCGCCUGGAGAAACAGGGUAGAAUGUGUAUCGAUCAAUAGGAGGAUCUGCAAGUCUUCGAAUGAGAUGGAGGAUUACAGCGAGAGACGGUU
Pseudogymnoascus verrucosus is the source of this 900-nucleotide messenger RNA. RefSeq lists its product as uncharacterized. The coding region runs from base 1 to 849 and encodes 282 amino acids. Lineage: Eukaryota; Fungi; Ascomycota; Leotiomycetes; Thelebolales; Thelebolaceae. The transcript has 2 exons. The record is from RefSeq and is a predicted model, not a curated record.